This is a messenger RNA of Sphaeramia orbicularis (orbiculate cardinalfish), 3963 nucleotides long. It is a transcript of the gene dhx37, whose product is annotated as DEAH (Asp-Glu-Ala-His) box polypeptide 37. The transcript has 27 exons. Lineage: Eukaryota; Metazoa; Chordata; Actinopteri; Kurtiformes; Apogonidae. The coding region runs from base 230 to 3751 and encodes 1173 amino acids. Gene Ontology annotation, cellular component: nucleolus; intracellular anatomical structure. Gene Ontology annotation, biological process: maturation of SSU-rRNA from tricistronic rRNA transcript (SSU-rRNA, 5.8S rRNA, LSU-rRNA). The record is from RefSeq and is a predicted model, not a curated record. Gene Ontology annotation, molecular function: helicase activity; RNA binding; ATP binding.
UGUGUUUACACGUGAGGAGGCUAGGGAGAGUGGAAGCAGUACACCCUGAGUUUAAUCAUUCGCGGAAUGUGUUUUGACAUGUUUUAAGGAAACGGUUUUUAUUCGGAAAUAUUUAUAACGAUUUUUUUCCCCCAAAUAUCUGUUUAGUUUGUAUCUGUCACAGGAAAAUGAACUUGUUAGUUCGCUUUUGCUAACUCAAAAUUUUGACAUCUGCAGAGAUCAGUGUAAAAUGGGAAAACUAAAGAAGAAACACAACUGGAAGGGGAGACAGCAGGAUGAGGCUAAAGCACCAGUAAACCAAGAGCACACACACGUAGUUGUGGAACUUCAAGAUGGAGCCAGGCUCAAGGGGGUUGAUGAGAGCAACGCAUUGGUCCUCCCAGCCAGCAGAGCCAAGGGAAAGAGCGGCUGUGUGGCACCGGCCUCCAAGAAGAAGAAGAAGCAGCCUUUGACCAAGAAGCAGAGGAAGGAGCUGCACAAGGUUCUGGAACGCAAACAGAAAAAGGCCCAGAGAGCAGACAUAUUGUCUAAACUGGCUGAAGUGCAGCUUCCAGAGUCUGAACUGAAAUUGCUCUAUACCACAUCCAAACUGGGCACAGGAGACAAGCUCUACCAACUCAAACAGACAUCAGAUGAAACAAACCAUGGAGACUCUGAGCCAAAGAUCAGCAGUGUCAGUGGAGCAAACAGGAAGAGAAAAUGGAGAGAAGAGGAGGAGGAGGAGGAGGAGGAGGAGGCACAGAAAGCAGAAGAAAGUAGCGACACUUCCACUGAUGAUGAAGAUGAGGGUGAUGACGACAGAGAAGAGAAUGAAGCCAUGGAGAGCAGAGGGAGGACUGAAUCUAAAGAAACUGUCUCCCAGUGUGUGGAUGCAGAGGACAAACAGGAAGAUAAAAAAGAGCAGCCAGUAGCAGAAGAAGAAGUGAAUGAGAAGAAUAGUACAGAUGAGGAGAAAGUACAAGUCAAGAGGGAAUCCCAGCCGGCGAUCUUCAUUCCUGUCCACAGAUCAUCUGAAAUACAGGAGGCUCGUCUAAAGCUGCCUGUGCUGGCAGAGGAGCAGGUCAUCAUGGAGGCGGUGAAAGAGAACCCCGCUGUGGUUAUCUGCGGAGAGACGGGGAGUGGCAAGACCACCCAAGUGCCUCAGUUUCUGUAUGAAGCCGGCUAUGCCAGUGGCAGCGGCAUUAUCGGUAUUACGGAGCCGAGAAGAGUAGCAGCUGUCAGUAUGUCCCAGCGAGUGGCCAAAGAGAUGAACCUGUCCACACGGGUGGUGUCUUACCAGAUUCGAUAUGAGGGAAACGUGACAGAGGACACAAAGAUCAAGUUCAUGACAGACGGUGUUCUGCUGAAAGAAAUUCAGAAGGAUUUCCUGCUCCAGAGGUACAGCGUGAUAAUCAUCGACGAGGCCCAUGAGAGGAGUGUGUACACAGACAUCCUCAUCGGUCUACUGUCUCGUAUUGUCCCGCUCAGAAACAAGAGGGGGAUGCCCAUGAAGCUGCUGGUCAUGUCCGCCACUCUGCGGGUCGAGGACUUCACAGAAAACCAGAGGCUGUUCCGAACACCUCCGCCUGUUGUCAAAGUGGAUGCUCGCCAGUUUCCUGUAACCAUCCAUUUCAACAAGCGAACCCCGCUGGAGGAUUACACCGGAGAGGCUUUUCACAAGACCUGCAAGAUCCACCGCAUGCUGCCUUCAGGUGGCAUCCUGGUGUUUUUGACUGGUCAGGCAGAAGUUCACAGUCUGUGCAGAAGACUGAGAAAAGCCUUUCCUUUCAGGAGGGGCCACAGCGUCACUGGUGAAGAUGACGAGGCAGACGGUUCAGAGGCAAUGAGGAAGUUUAAGAAGGCCAAACAGAAGAAGACUGUUUCUUUACCCCGUAUCGACUUGGACAACUACUCGGCUCUACCGCUGGAUGAAGGCGACGAGGACAGAGAGGCAGAGGUCAGGGAGGAGGAGGAGGACAAUGACGAUGAAGGUUCUGACUUAGACCUGGGAGACCAUCCUGCCAACUCAGUUGAGAACGCAGACCCGUCUCUUCCGCUGUACGUCCUCCCUCUGUACUCUCUGUUGGCCCCAGAGCAGCAGGCGAAGGUGUUCAGAUCUCCUCCACCGGGCGCUCGUCUAUGUGUAGUAGCCACCAAUGUGGCCGAGACGUCUCUGACCAUCCCAGGAAUCAAGUAUGUGGUUGACUGCGGCCGAGUGAAGAAACGCUUCUAUGACCGUGUGACCGGAGUGUCAUCCUUCAAGGUCACAUGGACCUCACAGGCUUCAGCCAAUCAGAGAGCGGGCAGAGCGGGGCGAACAGAGCCAGGUCACUGCUACAGGUUGUACUCCUCUGCAGUGUUUGGAGACUUCAGUCUGUUCUCCGAAGCAGAGAUCACACGUAGACCUGUGGAGGACCUGGUUUUACAGAUGAAGGACCUCAACAUAGAGAAGGUGGUAAACUUCCCUUUUCCCACGUCUCCUUCUGCUGAGGCUCUUGUUGCUGCAGAACAGUUACUGGUGUCACUGGGAGCUCUGAAAGAGCCGCCUCGCACUGGAAGGGUGCAAGAGAUGGAGCGAGCGAGGCUGAGCUGUCCCAUCACCCCUCUGGGCAGGGCCAUGGCUUCGUUCCCCGUGGCUCCUCGUUAUGCUAAAAUGUUAGCGCUGGGUAAGCAGCAGGACUGUCUCCCUUACACCAUCGCUGUGGUCGCUGCCAUGACAGUCCGGGAGAUCUUUGAAGACCUUGACAGACCUGCAGGUAGUGAAGAUGAAAGUCAAAAGCUCACCCAGCGUCGAGCGCGGCUCACCCAGAUGAAGAAGCUGUGGGCUGGGCAAGGAGCCUCGCUCCUGCUGGGGGAUCUCAUGGUCCUGCUGGGUGCUGUUGGUGCUUGUGAAUUUGCUGGUUGUACUCCUAAGUUUUGUGAGGAGAACGGCCUGAGGUAUAAAGCCAUGCUGGAGAUCAGGCGGCUCAGAGCACAGCUUACUAAUGCAGUGAAUGCAGUCUGUCCAGAGGUGGGAGUAUUUGUAGAUCCAAAGAUGACCCCGCCCACAGAGCACCAGGUGGUCUGCUUGCGGCAGAUCAUUCUUGCUGGACUGGGAGACCAUCUUGCCAGACGUGUACAAGCAGAAGAUGCACUGGACCCAAAGUGGAAGAACGGCUACAAGACGCCUCUGAUGGACGACCCUGUGUUCAUUCAUCCCAACUCGGCACUUUUCAAAACGCUGCCAGAGUUUGUGGUCUAUCAGGAGAUCAUGGAGACCACCAAGAUGUACAUGAGAGGUGUAUCAGCCGUUGAAGCGGAGUGGAUCCCCCGGCUGCUGCCUCAGUACUCUCAUUUCGGUUCUCCGCUGGAGUCUCCGUCACCGUGGUUCUGUUCGACUACGGGCACCAUCAGAUGUCACCGUCCGAGCACCUUCUUUCGUGUGGGUUGGCAGCUGCCUGCGGUGGAGAUGGAGUAUCCAGACGGCCUGGACAGAUACAAGCUGUUUGCCAGGUUUCUGCUUGAAGGACAGAUUUGUCCAAAACUAAAGAAACACAGUGGCCACCUUCUGUCAAACCCCUCCAUCAUGUUGAAAACGUGGGCAAAGCUGCAGCCCAGGACGGAGGCUUUACUGGGAGCACUGGUUUCAAGGAAAGUUGACUGCAGAGAAGCCCUCCUCAAUGUCUGGAAGACUGACGACAAAUUCUUAUUGUCAGCAUACUGUCAGUGGGUACCGGAAUCCAUGCACCAGGAAGUAGCGAAAAGUUGGCCUCCUCAUCUGGAAAACGACUGAGGCUCAAAAUCAGCAGGAAGUCGUUCACACCUGUUAAUUAUUUUACAUGUUCUUUCCAAUGUGCAACACUGCCUUUACCACAUUUUCUAUGUCAUAUUUUAGUACUCUAAAGUGACAGUGUUACCAGGUUGACAAUACUUCAACUACAGUGUGUUUUCAGCGUGUCUGAUCUGGUCUUCAUAAGACUCAUUAAACCUCUGUGGUUCUGAAAA